CUCAUAAAACUCCACAACCUUCCUUCUACGGUUCAUCACACAUCCUUUCUAUUAUCGUCCUUCACUCAUUCUCUUCUCCCUCUCGUUUCGCUUGCACAUAUCAAAAUCAAUUAUUCCAUUGUUCCAUUAUCUAUCCAAAGUUCUGAAAAUGAACGAUCUAAUGACCAAGUCCUUCACCAGCUACGUGGAUCUGAAGAAAGCUGCGAUGAAAGACGUUGAUUUGGAAGCGGGUAUGGCUGGUCCUCCCGGUGUGGAACUCACCUCUUCCAUAACCCACUUGGACACUGACAUGGGUCUCUUCUUGGAAGAAGCUGAGAAGGUGAAGACUGAAAUGGGGUCCCUCAGAGACAUCCUCGGAAACUUGCAGCAGGCCAACGAGGAGAGCAAGUCUCUGCACAAGGCUGAGGAGCUCAAGGCGCUAAGGACCAGGAUCAACGCCGACAUUGUUGCGGUCCUAAAGAAGGCCAGGGCGAUCCGGACCCAGCUGGAGGAAAUGGACCGGGCCAACGCCGCCAACCGGAGGCUCUCCGGUCUCAAGGACGGCACGCCGGCGAUCUACCGGACCCGGAUCGCCGUAACCAAUGGGCUGAGGAAGAAGCUGAAGGAACUGAUGAUGGAGUUUCAGGGGUUGAGGCAGAGGAUGAUGAGCGAGUACAAGGAUACUGUGGGGAGAAGGUACUUCACAGUGACUGGGGAGUACCCAGAUGAAGAGGUGAUUGAGAAGAUCAUUGCAAAUGGGAAUGAGGAAGAGGUUUUGGGGAAGGCGAUUCAGGAACAUGGGAGAGGGAAGGUUCUGGAAACUGUGGUGGAGAUUCAGGACAGACACGAUGCUGCUAAGGAAGUGGAGAAGAGUUUGCUGGAGCUGCACCAGGUGUUUCUGGACAUGGCUGUGAUGGUUGAGGCACAGGGUGAGAAAAUGGAUGACAUUGAGCAUCACGUGUUGCACGCUUCGCACUAUGUUAAGGAUGGGACUAAGAAUUUGCAGACUGCAAAGCAUUACCAGAAGAAUAGCAGGAAGUGGAUGUGUAUUGGGAUCAUAUUGCUGCUCAUUCUUAUUCUCGUUAUUGUUAUUCCUGUUGCCACCAGUUUAAGCAGUUCUUGAGUGUUUUUGGUUAUUCGCAGUUUGAAUGAUGAUUCUUCUUGAUUCGUCAGUUUUAUUUUGUAAAGUUUGUUCGCUUUAUUAAUAUGUAUGAUUCAUCUAUUUUUUUAGCAGAAGUUAAGGUUUACGAUUUUUCAUUAGAAAGUUGUAAACUGCAUCUUUAAUUAUAGUAGUGUACUGAAUUACCAAGGAAAAUGCUGCAACUCUACUUGGCUCUAAAUAUUUGAUUUUGAAUCUGCUA
Molecule: messenger RNA, 1340 nt
Organism: Vigna unguiculata (cowpea)
Lineage: Eukaryota; Viridiplantae; Streptophyta; Magnoliopsida; Fabales; Fabaceae
Product: syntaxin-related protein KNOLLE
Biological process (GO): exocytosis; intracellular protein transport; vesicle fusion
Cellular component (GO): SNARE complex; plasma membrane; endomembrane system
Molecular function (GO): SNARE binding; SNAP receptor activity
Source: RefSeq, a predicted model, not a curated record